UCCAUUUACAUCCCAUGUCUUUUUUUAUGCUCCUCUCUUUUUUACAUUCAACACAUAACAAACUUCUAUUUGUAUCCAGCCUCUAUUUAUUCAAGUUGUUCAACCAGAAAGAAAAGUCGUGUUGUCAUCUGUCACUUCCCCCCGAGCGGGAACUCUCGGCAUCUCUGUGUUGUUAGUGACACAAAAAAAACAGUGCCUGGAAAAAGACAAAAAAAACACACUGUCCCUGAAGAUGUAAAAAUACUUCAGACAAGUAGUGUGGUGAAGCAAAAGCAUUUGGUAAGGUCGAGAAGUUUACAAGAUGUUUGGUACUCUCCCACACUUUCUGCUUUCUUUUGGACAUUUGACAUCCCUUCUCCCCCCGCCAUCUGUUCCGCCUUUUUUAUUCAGCUUGUUUUUGACAUGUGGGCAGCUCCUUUGACCACUGCUCCACCAGCCAGACUGCAUCCUGUCAGUCUGACACAUGGCUGUUACCUAAACACACACACACACACACACACACACACUUUGCUAAUGAAUGCUGGCGAGUGCAUGCACACACACGUACAAGGGAAUAGGGUAAGUAUCUACAUUUAAAGUCUGUUGUCAAAUCCAAUUUGUGCAGAGGAGAAACUACACAUCCUCAACACAUUUGUUUAUCUUUCUCUCUAGAUGCUACAGCCCCAGUUUAAACCCCACAGCAUCCAGCAGGUGUUGCUGAGGCUGUUCCAGGUGAUUCCUGGAAGGUCGCCGUACGGCUCGUGGGAUCCGGGACGCUGCUUGCGCUGCGCCGUGGUGGGCAACUCCGGAAACCUCAGAGGGGCCGGAUAUGGGCCGACCAUUGACGGACACAACCACAUCAUGAGAAUAAACCUGGCCCCCACAGUAGGGUACGAGGAAGACGCCGGCAGCCACACCACACACCACUUCAUGUACCCGGAGAGCGCCAAGAACCUGGCAGCCAACGUCAGCUUCGUCCUGGUUCCCUUCAAAACGCUGGAUCUCGUCUGGAUCACCAGCGCUCUAUCUACCGGCCAGAUCCGAUUGUAAGAAGAGAGACACACACACACACACACACACACACACACACACACACACAC
Messenger RNA from Notothenia coriiceps (black rockcod), 1079 nucleotides. Its product is annotated as CMP-N-acetylneuraminate-beta-galactosamide-alpha-2,3-sialyltransferase 2-like. The record is from RefSeq and is a predicted model, not a curated record. The transcript is spliced from 3 exons. NCBI's taxonomy places the organism in Eukaryota, Metazoa, Chordata, Actinopteri, Perciformes, Nototheniidae. Gene Ontology annotation, cellular component: membrane. Gene Ontology annotation, molecular function: beta-galactoside (CMP) alpha-2,3-sialyltransferase activity. The coding region runs from base 652 to 1029 and encodes 125 amino acids. Gene Ontology annotation, biological process: sialylation.